UUUGCAAACUCCGCCCCGCUCGCGCCGCCUCCAAGCGGACCGCAAUGAUUUAGAAGUUCAGGAAUCCCACGUGACGUCACCCGGGGGUGACGUUAUGCUUCUCUAAAUAGAUCGUAUUGUAAUCUUUUCUCAGUCCAACGUGGUUUCUUCUGAGAGACUGCUUCACAUUUUCUACACUUGUUUGGUAAGUUGAAAACCUCACGCCACCAUGCAGAGGACCGUGCACGCGCCCCUGCAGUUUUAUGAGAAGGUGGCCAGAGUGAUGAACUCAGACCAGGAAAGGCCGUUCGUGUGCAACGCUCCUGGCUGUUCUCAGCGAUUCCCCACGGAGGACCAUCUGAUGAUACAUCGACACAAACAUGAGAUGACCCUUAAGUUCCCCUCCAUAAAGAACGACAACAUGUUAUCAGACCAGACACCCACGCCAACACGCUUCUUGAAGAACUGUGAGGAGGUGGGGUUGUUCAGUGAACUGGACUGCUCCAUUGAGCAGGAGUUUUGCAAGGCCCAGGAAGAAGAGGACAGUAAACAGAACAUCUCACUGCACGGCCAGGCAGGCCAAGGCCAGCACCAGCAGUCCCACUCACGGAUGGGCAACCAUGAUACCAGCAUAGUGAUCCAGCAGGCCCUGCCCUCUCCUCAGUCCAGCUCCGUCAUCACUCAGGCUCCAUCCACCAACAGACAGAUAGGGCCUGUCCCCGGCUCUCUGUCCUCACUGCUGCACCUACGAAACAGACAGAGACAGCCUCUGCCUGCCUCCAUGCCUGGAACUCUGCCAGACCCGACCAUGCCCGGCUCCUCUGCUGUGCUGAUGCCUAUGGAGAGACAAAUGUCCAUGGGCUCCAAUAUGAUGGGUAUGCAAGGACCCACCCACAGCAGCUCCUGCUCUUCCACUCACAUUCCCUCCAUGCACUCAGAAGCCAAACUGAGGCUGAAGGCUGCACUUUCACACCACCCGGGUGCCAUCGCCAACGGCAACAUGAACUCCAUGGGCCACAUGAUGGAGAUGAUGUCAUCGCGGCAGGAGCAGGGCGCCCACCAUCACAUGCACUCGCACCCGCACCAGCACCUGCAAGCCCCUCCCCACGCGUACCAGCACCACGGCCACCACCACCACAGCCAGGGCCACGGCCAGGGUGGACACCACCACCCACAGGGACACAACCCCCAUCACAACUCCCACAAUCCUCACCUCCAUCCUGGGCACCCACACCAGACCUCACCGCACCCUCCAAUGCACUCUGCUUCACAUAUGUCGCCUGCCACCCAGCAAAUGCAGCCCACGCAGACGAUGCAGUCUCCGCCACCCAGUGGCGGACGGCGCAGGCGAGUAGUGGACGAGGAUCCGGAUGAACGCCGGCGGAAGUUUCUGGAGCGGAAUAGAGCGGCAGCAACAAGAUGCAGACAGAAGAGAAAAGUCUGGGUGAUGUCAUUAGAGAAGAAAGCAGAAGAGCUCACUCAGACCAACAUGCAGCUUCAGAAUGAAGUGACCAUGCUAAAGAACGAGGUGACCCAACUCAAGCAGCUUCUCCUCACACACAAGGACUGUCCCAUCACCACUAUGCAGAAAGAGUCCCAAGGUUACCUCAGUCCAGACAGCAGUCCGGCGGGCAGUCCAGCGCCAGCAUGCUCCCAGCAGCAGGUCAUUCAGCACAACACCAUCACCACCUCCACCACAACCGUAGGGGGCAGCAGUGUGCACGGGCAAACCAAUCACCGCACAGACAUUAACCCCAUCCACUAGGGACAAGAGAGACUAUAACCCCAGCCCAAACUCCCCCUACUACCCCUGCUUUCUGAGGGUCGCCAGCUGCACAUGCUGACCCCCCUCUCCCUCCAUCAUGAAAAACCUCAAAGGCCUGUGAGGCUGCUCUUUAUACAGUAGCUACAGUAUGUAUUUUUAUAGACCAACCCUAUUAACGCAUAAAUGUUCUAUGGUUUGUUCUUCUUUCUUUUCUUUUUUUUUAAAAAAAAAACAAAACUGUUUUAUCUUUGCUUUUAGUGAAAAUGGAGUUUUUGCUAAUCUCAUGCAGCAUUUAAGUGACUUUUUCUGUUGUGUAAUGGUACAAAAUGGACCAUGAUGGUCAUGGAACCAGAGGACAGUGAAAAAAGCCUCAGACUGUCAUCUCUUUUAGCAGACCUUACAUCUCUGUAUGCCUAAUGGACUGAAAAAUGAGUCACAUCAUUCUCUGAAUAUCGCAUGUGGGCAGUGUGUUGAGUGCAUGCAACAGGCACUAAGUGAUUGGGAUGUUGCUGCCUUUAAGUUUGAACGUCAAACUGUCACUAUGAUGUCUUGAAGACAGGAAUAUGCAAGCAGGCGUAAUGAUCCGUGUGUGACUGUUAACCUUGUUCCCUGUCAGCGGUAUUCUUAAAGUGUGUCAUAAAAUACAGCACGGCAGUGAAAACAUGAUCAAAUGGAAGCAAUACAUCGCAGUAUUGAUCAUCUUCUCUACUGUAUGUCCACACUGUGACCAGCACGGCCAAGCCACUCUGGUCCCAAGGACAUACGGUGCUGUUACAGCCACAGAACUGUACACUGUGAUACCAGUGAGGCAGCUCGGGAGUUGAAACAAACUCCUCCGCUCUCCAGGACCAACUGAAGCUUUAAUUAUUGAGGCCUCUUUUUUUGUGUGUUUGUGCAUCUGGAUUUUAGGAUCCAUAGUUUUGAGUAUGCGUGUGACUUAUGUAUAUUAUGUUUUUUUCCCUUCUUUCCUCUGCAGAACAAAGUUCAGCAGGUGUGUAAAGAAAGCAAAACAAAAAAAGUGUGUGAGAAAGUGACAAUGAGCAUCAUUUAUUUUUAUUUUUUGUUGUUGACUGGCAUCACAGAACUGGCAAAGUGUUUUAAAGAGGAGCAGUUUACGCUUGUGCUUUCCAAAAUGUCACAAUGUGCCUGAAUAUUUCCUAAAAAUAUCUUACGUUGGCUUUCUGUACACAGCAACUCUUUGUCUUCAAACAAUCAAAACCAUCGUCAGUGUAUUAUUAAUGAUUUUUCUCUGUUGUUUUGUCAUGGAUGUGUCUGCUGCAUGUAAGCGCUAAACCAGCUGACCAAGGAGAAAAACACCCGCUUUCCAUUUGACCUCUGACCUCUUCAUCAGUUUCUCUUCUUCUCUUUCUCAGGCCUCCUCUGCAGAGCGAUGGAUGUACUAAUAGUGACCUUGUUUUUUUAAUCUCCCUUCCAGCCUUGAAACUUCACCUCUUUCUCAUAUUGACCAUGACUCCUCUUUCCUUCUUUUCCUAUGACCAGGAAUGUCGACUCAUUAGCAUGAUGACCAUAAUGCACUGUGUUUUACAGUAGGAUGGAUGAAAUACAUUCCACUGACAGGUGGAGCGAUCGCAGAGCUGUCUAUGCACUUUGUCCUCUGUCGUGCCAGAGGGUAGAAUAGCCAUAUUAAGGUCCGAGUAAUUCUCAGUGAUCCCCCCCCACCCCCUUAUUCACACACCAGCGAGAAACUUAACUGUGUUUGGCUUUAUGGAGAGACUGUGCCUGGCAUGCAUCACAUGUCUGUAGAUAAAAGAAGGGAACCUAGAGCUCUUGUAGUAGGAUGAGGCUCAGUUAAGGACCCUGCACCGUUAAGAUGGUGCCCUUUUUAUUCUGGAAAAUUAAGAUGAAGGAUGUGAACUGAAGAUCUUUAUCCCCAUAAUAAGUUCAAGUUUUGUCGAGGCAUUCAGACUGUUUGUGUCACGUGUUAACCCUGGAGACUGUGUGCAGUUUGAUACGUGUGUCAGUGAGAUGGAGAAGUUGAUUCUCUUGAAAAGGGCUUUGUCGUACCAUCCCUUUGAACUGAAGCUUGCCUUAUUUUAGGUUGUUUUUGAAACCAUAUUUAGAUUGUUAGACCAUUCCAAAUUAACCUCUUGCAUGUGAACAUUAUGGCAAUGACUUCAAAAUACUUUCAACUGGAAUCAUUUGGAGGAUGUUGCUGUUUUAAAGUUGGAUACGAGAGUCUCUAGUUUCAUUUUUGACAGUGGAUCCAGGUUCAGAAAAAGACAUUUGUUACUGCCAAGGGAAACGAAAUAAAAAAAAAAACAGGACAGAUGGAAGUGCAGUGUGAGUACGUCUGUGUGGAUCUGUGCGAGGUGGAGAACAAUUCCUACGUAUUAAUGAUGUUAUAAUUGUAUUAUUUUAAAUCUAAAACUAUAAAUAUUGUACAUAAUGUCAUUAAUUUCUGUAACCCUGUACAUGUAAUGCAACCACCUUUCUUUUUGAAGGGAGUAAACGUGUGGUACAUGUUUGUAAAUAAUUCGCAUAGCACUUGUUGCCUUUGUUGUACGUCGAGGCUCAUUUCAGCGCUUAAAUACAUUGUUUAUAUGUAAUGAACUGAUGAAUCCAUUCUUGCCUGCAUAACUUUGUACAUUUUCUUUGUGCCUGUAAUGACAUUGUCUCCGUUUUGUUUUUGUUUUUGCAUUUGUACAGAUGUUAAAGUAUCACUGCAGUUACAUUACGGUAUGAAAAUAAAGCACUUGUU
Molecule: messenger RNA, 4463 nt
Organism: Epinephelus moara (kelp grouper)
Lineage: Eukaryota; Metazoa; Chordata; Actinopteri; Perciformes; Serranidae
Gene: creb5b
Product: cAMP responsive element binding protein 5b
Exons: 11
Coding region: 209-1744 (511 amino acids)
Biological process (GO): regulation of transcription by RNA polymerase II
Molecular function (GO): DNA-binding transcription factor activity, RNA polymerase II-specific; cAMP response element binding
Source: RefSeq, a predicted model, not a curated record